Molecule: messenger RNA, 203 nt
Organism: Racocetra persica
Lineage: Eukaryota; Fungi; Glomeromycota; Glomeromycetes; Diversisporales; Gigasporaceae
Source: the annotation of a GenBank genome assembly
UUUAUUCUUGGCUUGAAAAAUCUGAAGAUAAUGAUUAUGUGGUCACAGUAUUUUGUACUUGGUGUAAGGCAGCAAAAAAGAUUAAUCAAUUUACUGAAAGCACACAGUCUUUACGAAAACAAACUUUUGAAUAUCAUCUUAUUACUGUUAAUUAUCAGAAAGCACCAAUUUUUCAAGACAAUCAACAAACUACAAUUAUUUAA